Molecule: messenger RNA, 1911 nt
Organism: Mercenaria mercenaria
Lineage: Eukaryota; Metazoa; Mollusca; Bivalvia; Venerida; Veneridae
Exons: 1
Coding region: 44-1720 (558 amino acids)
Biological process (GO): neuropeptide signaling pathway
Cellular component (GO): membrane
Molecular function (GO): neuropeptide receptor activity
Source: RefSeq, a predicted model, not a curated record
AAUUAAUACAUUUAUAUGUGUUUUGGGUGAUUAUGUGAUUGUCAUGUAUAGAAACAUUUCUCUGUUAAAGGAUGAUUUGAACCACAAUAUGACAAUGACGGUACUGCCGGUGACAAUUUUCAUCGGCGUUGAGGCAGUCUUCGGAUUAUUUGGGAAUAUUCUUAUUUUGUUGAUAUAUUCUAAAAGAUAUAAUCAAAGUAAUUUUCGUUCCAUUGUGUUAUCUUUAGCAAUUGUGGAUCUUACAAGUUGUUGUACGACUCUGCCGGGAGAAAUCUUUAGUCAGAUGAACUGGUAUGACUUUGAGUAUGGAUGGAUUUGUAAAGUGAAAUCUUACUUUAAUAUAUUUACAGCAUGGUCGUCGGCAUCCAUACUCCUUAUUUUAGCGUUUGACAGACACCGUAAAAUUUGUCGUCCACUUGCCUGGCAAAUACAUCCGUCCCUUGCUUGGCAGAUGUGUGGAGUUUCGUUUAUUCUGUCAGCUUUUGUGUCUAUCCCGGUCACAAUAUUCUGGGGCAAACAAACGUAUAUUUAUGAAAUCGACGGAUACAAUCUAACAGUGUCGGUAUGUGAGAAAUCAGAUCAGUAUGCGGAUGGCAUAUAUCCUCUCGUCUACAUUGGCAGUGUUUAUAUGUUACCUGUAGGCCUGAUGAUAUUUGUUGCAGGUUCCUUGAAUUUCAUGACAGCCCGGCAGUUAUUCGGCCACGACAUCUCAUUGGAGGUACGUUCAAGACGGCUUUCAAUCUCAGCCACAACUCUGACGUCACUGUCUUUUGCGGCGGAUUCUCUGAAUAUUGUUGGAAAUACGACAACACAAAACGAUAACAAUUUUCAACAGCAACCAAACGGUAAUGCUAAUUUAUUUACGACAUCUAAAUUAUCAGCAGACGCGAGAAAAUCUCUUAUUGUGGGUGAUUCCUGCACAAACAUUUGCUUAACUUCAGUUACAAGAACUAACAACGCAAAUAAACUUUUAAACAAACAUGGUUCGUUCUGCACUAUUCAGUCAUCAGAUAAGCAUGCAGACACAGUGAUGGAACGCACUGCCAGUAUGAGCGCUGAUAUCGUAACCGGCAAUAGUAAUAUCCGCUCUGAUAAUGGGACAGACACAGUAAGUGGGGAUACCGAAAAUAACAAGUGUUGUAUUGAUACUGAAAAUGACACUAACGGAUGCCACCAAGAUGGCAGCGAUACCGGAAGUUGCAAAGUUAACAUGGAAAGCAUAAAUGACAAAGCUGUCCCAAACACAAACAGGAAAUGCAAUACUGGCACGUGUGACAGCAUUAACAAUUAUUCACCGGAUGCCUCUUAUGAAAAUGUUGAAGGUCUACGUCAAAAGCUAGCUGAAAAACAUACACGAACAAGAAAUCUUAAAUCUAGACUUCAUCGUUGGCAAAAAACAAUAACAAUGCUGGUUUUGACAACUGUCUUUGUUUUUACAAUGUCAGCUUACGUAAUCCUGACAAGUUUGGUUGCAAAACCGGAGAGUAUUCUAAAAGAGUUAUCAAACUCGAAGAAAGUGAUAUUUUUCUUUUUCUGGCGUCUUUACUUUGUUAAUAGUGUAGUAAAUCCCAUAUUAUAUGGUUUUAUGGAUCCUAGAUUUCGGUUGGGAUUCAUCUCAUUUAUACCUGGAUGUAAAACUAAGAAAACGAAUAAGAUUUCAAGAGCGGCAACAAGUGUGAUAAAUGACAAUUGUAAAAUACGAUUUGAUGACCAAAACUGAGGGAAAGAUAGUGAUAAAAUAAGUGGUCAAGAAAAACAAAAGAACGGGACGAGAAAUAGUUGUUAAGCGACAUUUCAUAACACUAUUUAACUUAUAAAGAAACAUAAAAUAUCAGUUAUAUUACAAUAGCUGAUUUGUUUAAGGUAGUUAUGCACGUUUUGACCUAUAUUUUUCUGCGAUGAGGAAUGUGA